AUGAUAGAAAAGCAGUUGGCAGGUAUCAUAGAUGACUAAGAGAAGAGUCACAUUAUUGUAGAACCAUGGAUUCCUAAAGCUGUUGAUAAGAAUUAAGGGUUUAUUAAAAAGAUAAUGUCAUUCAAGCAGACAUUAUGUAAGAAAAGAAAUAAAGUAAAAGCAGAUGAAGAUUUGAAUUCUACCAAAAGUACAAAUAAAAGUAAUUCUAGAUUAGGUAGUGAUAUAGAUGAUGAAGAUGAUGAACACUAACAUGAUGAAUUUAAAAAGUGUCAAAAAAGUCACCAGAGCAAUAGCGAAUAAAAUUAGGAAGAGGAAGAUGAUGAGCUAAAAGAUGAUGAAGCUUAUAUCAAAAAAAUGGAUUAUAUUAAAGAAAAAAAUAUUAUGAUUAUACAUUCUUAUAGAAAGGCUGAGCUGUAUUUAAUGCCUACAAACAUAAAUUCAAGGGCAAGAAAGAUUUAGGAAAUUUAGUUAGAAGAAGAUUGUAAUGUUUAUAGAUGCUUUGCAUUUAAUACAGAGUAAUUGCUAUUUGGAAUAGGAAAAAAGCUCAUUUGUUUCUAAUGGAGCUAGCAUCAAUAGUAUUUUAAUGAAUUAGAUGUAUUCAAUCUCAAAGACGAAAUCACUUAGGUUUGUGGCAAUGUUGAGGAUUCCCAAGAUUAAAAUGUCCGAAAUGGAUUCAUAGUCAGAAGUUCUAAAAAUUAUUUAUUAUUAGUUAGAUUUAUGGAAGGUAAAGUAGUAAUUAAGGCAUAAGCAUACAUAGAUGACAAUAGAAUUAUAUUUGAAAAAGAGCGUAAUUUCAUGUUUUAUCAUAAGCAACGUGUCAUUUUGAUUCGUUGGUAAGCCAAUUUUGCCUCAGAUUAUCAAAAAUAAAAUAAAAAUGACAAGUAGAAGGAAUCAAGCUUUUCAUUUAAUAGUAAAACGAUGCAACUAAAAAGUGCUGUUGUUAUAACAAUCUAUGAAUGCAAUCCCAGUCUAACAAAUAACGGUUUUUUCGCUAAAUCAUACUCCCAUCGUUUGGAUUUAAAAGAAUUUGAAGUAAUCAAAGAAAUAGAAGAGGCAUAUAUUUUACCUUAAAUGUAAAACGGAAAAAACAGAAUAGCAUUAGUUUGUCAAGGAAAAUCUUUCUUGUUGGUAUUUGGCUAUAAAGAUGGUUCUUUUAUCUUAGAUAAAGCAGCUCAUAAUAAAAUAAGGUUGAAUUUCGAUAUAAGCAAUAACAUAAUAGUAGGAGUCAAGGAAGACAACAAAUGCGAAAUAAGCACAUUUAACGAUAGUGGUUCUUAUGAAUCUGUUCUUCAUUAGUCAGCCUCUUCUUUUUUCCACUCUGCUUAAAGCUGUGUUGAUAUAUAAGAACAAUUCGAUCUUCCUUUUAUAGGAGACUAUGUCGUUGCAAUUGAAUAAAUAAGAUUAUAGCAUGGGUUCGAAUAUUAUUUUUUAGUUUAAGAGCCAUUAUACAAUGAAGAUGAAGAUGAUCUAGAAUAAGAUGAAAGCGAUUAAGAAGAAGAAGAAGAAAAAUCAAACGAAGUCAGAAACAGAGAGAAGAAGAAUGAAAAGAAAGAAUUAAAAUAAAAGUAAAAAUAAUAAAAAAUAAGUGAAAAUAUCAUAUUCAGUAUCUAUAAAAUGAAGAUUGUUACUCCUAAAGAAAAACUAAGAUAUCUUAUUCAAGAAGGUCUUGAUACAGAAUAAACCAUGAAACAGUUUGGCUUUACAAAUGAAAUAGAGUUUAUGAUUAGUUGGGAAUAAAGUAAGAAAACAUAUAUUGAUGUUUAGAAGUACUUGAUAGAUUCUAGAUCUAUUGAAUUGAGAAGCACAAGCGAUUUAUUAGGUGUUAGAGAUUAUAAGUACUUGAAAUAAGAAUUAAAAUCACUUGUAAAUGAGAAAAAGCUGAAAGUUUCUGAAAUUAAAAAUGUUUUACGUCACAUGAUGGAAGUGUUUGCCAAAAACUAAUUUUCUUGCGUAUAUAGUACACCAGAGUAUCAUUAAAAGUUCGAAAAUAUUGAGAAAAGACUGGCUAAAAUAGCACAAUUGCUUUUUGCUUAUUAAAAAAUGGUUGUGAUUUACUUAGAUUAAGAUAACAUAGAAAUCGAUUUAAAUGAGUUCAAUAAAAUAUGGAAAAACAUGACUUUAUAAGAGCUAUUUUUACUCGUAUUGUAGAAGAAAUCAGAUCUUAAUUUAUAGGAGUUUGUAGCAGUUUUCAAAAGAGAAAUUCUUAAUAAUUAUUAUACACUCUUUUACGAAAUAAGAAGAGAGUUGAGAGAAAUGCCCAUGAAAACUAUGUUUAUGAAGAUGGAUUUCUUACUUCCACUUGAAUAGUAAAAGUUAAACGAAAUAUUGUCAUAAGAGAAUGAUUCUAAUUUUAUCAAUAUUAAUGAAUCUGAGAUUAAGUUAUGGAAUCUAUGGGAUAAAGAUUCAGAAGAGACACUAUUUUGUAAAGUCUAUGCAAAAAAUUGUGCAGCUUACACAGAGCAGAGCGAAGUAGAAAACAAUGUCAUCCCAAAUUUUAUUUCGAAAAGAGACCAAUAUUCUAAAAAGUUCAUUUAUUCUACUGUUGAUGGUAUUGAACAUUUAAAAACAAUAAAAGAGAGUCUUUAGCAAGCCGAUACUUACAUGAAAUUAGUAAAAUAAUUUACUACUUUAUAUGGCGAAGUAGAUUUCUCUUUGCUUUGUCUCGAAGCCGCUAUGAAAGAUAAAGGUUUUGCUGAUAGCGAAGUGCUGAAGAAAGAAUAUAUUAAUCUAUCUCUUUACAGUGUUCUUCUUUAUGAAAAUAAUUUAAUUGACAUAGAUUACAAUGAAUUUAAGUAAUAAAAAACUCUUUAAAAAUUAUGUUAGAUAAUUUCUAACAAUCCUACCAACCCAGCUAUAAUACUUUGUCACAAAACCAUGAAAUUGUUCACUGAAUACUCUAAAAAACCAGAUAAAUUUUUAAAAAUACUAAGAAAAUUCAUUCACCGCUAAGAAUGCACUCCCCAUAUCUUCCACGAAGUAUUCAAAUGUGUAUAAAAGGAAUUUGAUGAAGUCAGUAGAAACGAUAUCUUUUAAAAUUUAUUUGAUUUUAUUUGUGAAAAACUUAAUUUUGAGCAUAACGAAUAUUUAGAAGAAUACGUUGAUAUUUUGAAAGAUAAGUCUUAAAAAGAAAAAAUAUAAUUGUACUCAAAUAUGUCAAGAUUGAUCUAUAAUUUUGGUAUUAACAAGAAUAUAGGUUAUCUUGAAUAGUUUGUUAAUUUUGAUGAAAAUAGAAAAGAGGAGGAACAACAAAAAUAAGAUGAAGAUAAAACUAAAGAAGAGGCUUCUAAAAAUAAUUAAAAAGAAGGAACAAGCAAUUAAGACAUUAUAAAAAGAGCUCAUAGUAUUGUUGAUGAGAUUAUUGAGAAAUACUUUUACAAUAAGGUUAGUGAUAAAAAUAAAUAAGUAGCUUUAGAUAGAUCACUAAAUAUUAUCGAUAUUAGAAAAAUUACGCAUAUGAGAACUCUUUUGAACUUCAUCUAGGAAAAUUUGUUUAAUAAAAUUCUAAAGAAAGGUGAGUCUGAGGGAAAACUAUUAACUAAGUUACUCGAAUUCAGCAAGUUUGAUCAAUUUAGAGAUGUUCAAUCUUCUACUACUUUAUCACUAGAAGAUGUUGAUAGAAUUAUUUUACUUAACAUUAGAAAUACAUUUAAAAAACACAGGAUUGAUGAAUAGAUUAAAAGAUAUAUUUUUGAGCAUUUUACAUUGCUUAAACUCGAAAAUCCAACUAGAACUUAGGAAAAAGCUUUCUUCGAUUUAGCAUGCUUACUUCUUGAUCCUCCAAUCGGAUUAAUUUAUAACUUACCAGAUUUAAGAAAGAAGGAGAAAUUCACUUUCUUAAGAGAAAUACUUGAAAUAUUCCUCCAACCUCAAAGAAUACACGAUUUAGAAAGGGUAGAUUUUUACUCACUUCACAAAUAUUUUACACUGUUUGAUAAACCUGACGAAGAAUAUGUACCUUUUAGAGAGCAUGAAUUCUAGCUCUUUUUGAGAGAUUAUGCUUUGAAUCUUGAGAAUGUUGAAAAAAUUGUUGAAGUUAUUGAAAUUCUCAAAAAAGAAAAAUCUUCAUAUGUGUCUGACUUAUGUUAUUACUUAAUUACUGAAUUUGAGGGUUUGAGUACUGACCAAAGAAAGAGAUUCACAUAGCUAGGUUUAUUGGAAUGUUAAGAUGAAAAAUUGAUGAUGGAAAUCGUUUCAGUUAUUCAUUAAAGUAAAAUUAUCUCACAGCAGCCAUAGAAGGAAAAGGAGGUUUAAGGAGAAAAGCCUUCUUAAAAAUCGAUCAUAUCGACCAAUAAGGAAAACAACACAUCAUUACCAGAAAUAAAAGAAGAAAACGAGGAUAAAUUAUCUGCAAAUAACUCUCAAACUAAUAUAAAAGCUCCUCUACCAGCUGAAAAGCCUAAAUAGUAGCAAUCUUCUUCCUCUUCAUGGGGGUUCUUUGGUAACCCACUAUAAUAUCUUAAAGAUAAAUUGUAAAAGAAAGGUUCAAAUAUUAGAAUUCUUAGCACACAGAUAUUUUAAAAUGAUAGCAAAUUGAGUCUAUAGUAAAACGAAAAGGAAGUUAAAGAACUUCUUCACAAGCUAUAUGAUGAGCUGAUAUCUUUAGUAAGUGAUAAAAAGUAUAAUUUAAAUCAUAUUAAAUCUGAUGACGAUGAAGAAGAUGAAUCAAAUUCUGAAUAAAGCUAAAUUUAAAACAGAAGAAGAUAGAUGGAUCUGUUUUUUAAAUUGUUAACUAGAGAUCCACCAUCUCAAGCAUUUUACUUACUUGCUUUGAAUAAGUAAUACUUCGAUCUCGCGCUUAUAAGUGACAUCAUAAUGAAACUCUUGAAAAACUAUUUUAUAAGCUUAGAUACUUUCUUCUUGGUCAAGUAAAUGAUUAGAAUCUGUAUAUUUAGACUUUGCGAAACUCCAAAUAGCUCUAUAUUUUACAAUGAAAUUACUAAAUAGUAAUUGAAAGAAGGAUUUAUCCCUUAUUUGAAUGAAAAAUAUUAAAAAAAUGAUGUUAAUAGAAAAAUAUUUGAGAGAUUCUUUGAAUCAUUCAUUUUAAUCAAUUAGCUUUCAUACUUCCAAAAAUACAUCACAAAAGAAACUGAGCACAAAUUCUUGUUUGAGAAAGCCUUUAGAAAUACUAUUAUUGGAUAGAUGAUAUAGGAGAGUGGUAACCUGGAUAUUUUUGAAAAGGAGCCUGAUAUUUUUAGAAUGGAAGAUUUUAACACAAAAGAACUUUUGAUUUCUUCAAUUGUUUGCGAAUUGAGAAAUAAUAACAUUGAAAAAGCCAUGGAAUUAUGGAGGAAGAUAACUGUCUUGAAUAAGUCUGAAUAGCAAAGCUAGAAUAAAAAUCAGUAACAGAUUGAUCAAGGGUGGAUUGACUGCUUCAGAAAAAUUCACGAAAGAUCCAAGCAUUUAAAGGCCUUGAUUGAGUUGCUUGAUAGAAUUCAUGGUGAAAAUAAAGAUUUAUUUGAUAGAAUUGUUGAUAGAAAAGCCUUUUAAUUGCUUAAAUCGCUUAAUAAUGUUUCUUGCGAAGUCGAUAUGUCUAAGUAUGUUAAAUUCGAGCAAAUUUUUAAAUGCAAGGAAGGACCUUAAACAAUCUCUAACAGUUUAGCCAGCAACAACAUUAUUAAGAUUAGAGAUCCAGCAGAAGAGAAUAGGAAAAUACUCAGUAAGGGUGAACAUUCUGAAAGAGUUGUAUAGACACUAAAAUAAAUCAAUAAAUAUGAAAUAAGAUAAGAUUUAGAAGAAUAUAACGUUUUCGUGCUUGCUCAUGUGCUAGGCUACUUCAUAGAAGGCGCAGACAGCCUAGUUUAUUAUCUUUUCACUAAAAAGCUGCUUCAAAUCAAAGACAAGAAAAUAAAUGAAGAUGAAAGAAAUGAUCAACUCGGAAAUGAUUAAGAUGAAAGAUUAUUUGAGUCUGAGGAUGAAGAAUUUUACAACAUAAAAUAAGGUAAAGAUGACAUUAAUGGAUCAUCAAAAUAUGGUGGAUAAUAACUUCAUAGAAGAGAAAUAAUAGAAAUUAUGAUUGACAGAAUAGCUAGUAUUGAAUUUAUUUAAUCUUAAAUUUAGAAGAUCUCGAAAAAGACUGAAUAGGAUCCUCUAAAGCUAAGAAAAUACCGUUUGCUAAUACACUUGCUUAGUGAAAGAGAAAAGAAACUUAUUGAGACCUCUCUAACGUAUACAAAAUACAAUAGCAGCAGCUAUUAAUUAGAAUAAAAUACAAGCAGAAAGCAAAUGAGUGAAAGCCUUUAUCUGAGAAUGACCAGACAAAUAGAAAGUUCUAAGGAUGGCGACUCUGUUUCUGAUAAGACUUGCAUAUGGAAAUAUUUCGAAACUCUUUUAAAUCAAGAAUCAACAAAUCUACUUGAUUGCUCUGAGUGUAAAUAUUUAGUUACUGAGUUUAUUCAUUAAAAAUUCACAGACAUUAUAAGCUUCUAUUAGAAUACUAGCGUUGAAUUCAAAACUGAGUUUGUAGAUAUUGUAAAUUAAACCUUAGAAAAUAGCAUUUAAAAUUUCUGCACUUAAGCUCCAUUGAGAAAAUAACUAAUUCAACUGCUUGAAAGAAUCUAAUACAAUAUGGAAAAUGUAUGCGAAAUAAUAUUUGAUGUUAUGGUAUAACUUAUAUUAGCUUAAAAUUCAAACGAUUCAAUUAAUUUAGUCUUGAUUUCAACUAAGGAUUACAUUGUUCUUACAUAAGAACAAAACAAUAUUCUUACUCAACUUUCAGCUGUACUUAGAAUGGGACUGCUAUUACAAGAUUCAUAGACUACUAACCAACUAAAAAUGGCUUUAAUUUAAAAUACAAAAAAUGCAAGUUAUUUCAUAGAAAGAAGUCUAAGGGAAAUUAUCUCAAAGAUCAAUUAAUCUUCUACAGUAGUUGAUAUAAUUAAAUUAAAAUAUCUUGUAAUGUAUCUGCAAAAUACUUCACUCUUACAAGAUCUAAUACUUAGUUGCGCAGAGCACUUAUAACCAAAUGUUUUAAUUCCUUUACUAGUGAAGCAAUUUCUUUCUUUUGAAGACAUUGACAUUAUAGAUAAUGUAUUAAACUAAGUUUUGAUCUCAUCAUAUAAUUUGUUUGGUACUUAAUUGUAAGAAAAGCAAGUAGAGUAAAUAAUAAAUACCUUAGAAGAAAAUAAAAAUUAAAUAUAAUAACCACUUUUAUAUGGAUUUAUCCUUUAAUACAUUGGAGCAGCUUCAUUUAAAAAGAAAAGUGAAUUAUUUCAUGAACUAUUCGAUGAGGCCCUUUUCAAAAUUGUUAAAAAAAAAUAAGAACAAGAAGAGACUUUAAGCUAAUCGCCCUUGAAAAACUACAAAAACGAAGUCGAGUUUAAUUAAUAUCUCGACCUGCAAAUAGAUUGCUACAGAUUAUGCGUUCAUAAAUCAAUAGAUGAUUUAAUUGUAUAUAAUAUCAUAGAUCUAAUCAAGUAAAAUAAAAUCUAUGAUGCUGCAAAACUAAAUAGUAGAUUCCAAAAUCAUUAAUAAGAAAGUCUGGUUAACUCUUUCAAAAAGCUUAAAGAAGAUAUUAUUCCAAUGGAAAAUAAUAGCAAUCUUUCACAAAUAACUCUAAAAUUAUUGAAUAUGACCAAAAAUGAUAUAAAAAAACUUAGUUGA
Molecule: messenger RNA, 7599 nt
Organism: Tetrahymena thermophila SB210
Lineage: Eukaryota; Ciliophora; Oligohymenophorea; Hymenostomatida; Tetrahymenidae
Exons: 5
Source: RefSeq, a predicted model, not a curated record